CUUCGCAUUUAAAUUACUAAAUACUGAUCGAAUCUCAUUUUAUUGAAAUGUUUCAUGCAUAAUUGAGAAAAAUAAUGGGAAAUACAAGCUCCAAUAAACGGGAUCGAGCGUACUCUUCAGAUAACGAAGGACCUCCUGCUUCUUGUAAAGAAGGAAAGGUUUUUGAAUUCAGUGCUGGCAAUAAAAAAGAGAAAAUUCUAUGUCAGUCUUCUUUAGAUGAAUACGAUGACUUUUCAAACCUAACAAGAGACAAAUCUGACGAAAUAAAAAUUUCUUCAACAAGUGAUACAUACGAUAAAUCUUUACCUACAGUAUUUAAAUGGGGAGGAGGUGGAAAAGAUGUAUAUAUUAGUGGCUCGUUCUCCGAUUGGAAACCCAUUCCCAUGGUACCAAGCCAUGGUGAUUUCGCUCUUAUUCUGGAGAUACCGGAAGGAGAACACCAGUACAAGUUUAAAGUUGAUGGUCAAUGGUUCCAUAAUCCAAACGAACCUACUGUCGAUAACGAUGUCGGUUCUAAAAACAACGUCAUUUCAGUCAAAAAGUCGGAUUUUUUGGUUUUUGAGGCUCUUGCUGCCGAUAGUAUCGGUUCUGCUUACACGGGUUCUCCCCCUGGUUCGUACAACCAAGAGAUCCCUCAGCACAAGCCAAAUGAAAAAACAGUUGGACCACCUGUUUUACCACCACAUUUACUCCAAGUUAUACUAAAUAAGGAUGUGCCUCUUUCCUGCGAGCCGAAUUUGCUUCCUGAACCCAAUCAUGUUAUGUUGAAUCAUUUAUAUGCUCUUUCUAUCAAAGACGGAGUAGUUGUCUUGAGUGCAACACAUCGCUACAAAAAGAAAUACGUUACUACCUUGCUUUACAAACCAAUCUAGGAUGUAGUGCAUUGUGAGGAAUGAAUAUGAACUGUUGAAUUUUAUGCUUGUUGCACUUGUGUAAUUAAGUUCAAUGCUUAGAGUUUUAAAUUUUAAUUAUUUUUAUAGCAUAUGUGAUCUUACAUGUGUUUCCAUGUGAAAAUCCAAAUCUCGGAAUGUAAAACUUUGUAAACUUCCUAUUCUGGAAUAACCUUCUUCAAACUGAAAAAAAAAAUGUUUAAACCAUGUAAAUUUUACUUUUGUUAAAGCAAGCCAAUAGCUUUCAUACCUGUUUUUCAAAAUUUUAAAACUUGUUUUCAAAACAUGUUACUCAUUCAGAAUAAAAACUUUCAUUUAAAGGCAACUUUAAGCAUUUAAGCAACAUUUCUUCUCCUAACAGCUGAGUAUUUAGAUCAAUUUUUAGAUAUUGCGAAAUCAGAUGCGUAGUCUGUAUACUGGAUAGCUGCUAGAUACCUAUCUGUUAUAAAAAUACAAGAACUAAGUUUACAAAUGUAACUUUAUGUACAUCAGUUAUUGAGGACCAGAGUCUGAAAGUAACGUAGAAUCUUGCAAUAGUGCUACGUAUGAAAGCAAUUCAUAUGGUCAUACACCAAAGCAAACGCGGAUCCAGAAGACGUGGUCAAGUUCUAACCCCCACCUCCCUCCUCCUUCUCACACACACACUAAACGACUAAGUAUAACCUGAAGCUGCAUUUUGAGAGAUUAUUUCAACAAAUUCACACCAGGCUCCCUAUUUGAGCUCAAAAACUGCACUUCUAUGUAAUUCUGUGCCCUCUCUCCAAAUCAAAACCAGAAGCUGGAUUUACCUUCUUACAUUAAGGUAAAAGAUGUCUCUAUUAUCAAUAAUUUUUUCCAAUCUGCUAUAAUUCUUACAGUUUUAUCUACGACGAAGUUGAGACAAGUUCCAAUGCCUUGAUUCAAAGCUAAAAUUUAGCAUCUCCCUAAUACUAUGCUAAGCACAAAAGUCAUAUAUCUGCACUUUUUAUUCAAAAUUAAGCUAUUGUCACUAGGUGGUAUUUUAUAACUUAUUUUACCUAAAUACAAUAUUUUAUGGUCAUUUGAGAAUUGAAACUAUGUUUUGUAAAGAAUCCGAAAAAGGGGCAUUCUGUGUAAAGAAAAAUGGAGUUGUAAAACUUAAAAAAGCUUUUUCUCAUUUUGAGUUCAACAUACCCUCAGAAAAAAUGAUGGGGGCAUCACUGGUUAUAUCCCUCUUAUUCAUAGUCUUAGAUAUGUUAUUGCUCUCUUGUAAUUUUAAUUGAAAUUUAAAUUUUCCCCCAUUUUCUCAAAUUUUAUCACAAGCGUCCCAUUUUCAGAAAGUUUUGCUUUUGCUUAUAUGCUCACCUCAUCCCUACCUCCUUACCUUUUUUCUCUCCUCAAUAGUGCACCAUUGUUUUUGAUGCUGCGUUUUAAUGAAGUCUUUGAUUUUUUACUAGUUAUAAAUUUUUGUUUGCUUUUAUGGGAAUUUUAAUGAGCUUGAAUUGAUAACAGGGUUCCCAUUACAGGAAAAAAUCUUACCUGCUGUUGAAAUUAGUGAGAUUUUUUUCAAUUAAGAGGGAUUGUUUUUUCAAUCUUAUUCAAUUUAUAACAGACGUGACAAAAUUGCAAGAAAGUAACACAUUAAAAUAUUUUUCAAAUGAGAUUUCUUUUAAAAGUUCAUAAUUAUGGCCUUCUCCUGCUCUAUCUGAAACCCUGGAUACCAUGGCAGUUCAACUCAUUUUUACUUGUUCAAAAAAUGAGGCAGCAAGUAGAAACAUGGCUUCCUACCCUGUCACAAAUGCUUUCAAUUAGCAAAUUUUUAUUCAAUAUGUAGUAGCAGACCAAGGUAAAAUGUAAAACUGUCUGCAAGCUCAAAUACUUUCUCAAAUAUUUUUUGCAAAAAAAUACUGUGGCUCCCAAGUCUGUACUGCCUGCAAGAGCAAAAGUGUAAAUUUAUGCUAAUGGUUCCAGAAUGUUUUCAUCAACUGUAUUUACUUCUUUCUAUGUAUUAACUGGAGAAACCACAAUAUUUUUGAGAAAUAGAUGUUGCUCAAUGAAGAAAUAUACAGUGAAGUACCAUUUAAUACAUUGUUGAAGGAACUGUAUGAAAAAUGCGCACAUAAGAAAAAACAUAUUGCAGGUAUACGUUAAUAUGUAUUGGACUCUGCAGGGACCAGUUUAAAAAACGUAUAAAUGAUAAAAAUGUAUAAAAGAGAAACAUAUAAACGGUGCUUCACUAUAUUUAAAAAUAUCAAAAGCUGCCUACAAAUUUUGAGAAUUUUCUGCAAACAGCAUUUGUACCAUCAUCUAUGUUAGCUAGGUCUGCAAAGCAGUUCUAUCAAUAUUUAUUUGUCAUUUUAUAAAAUUCAUUAUUGCUGAAUGAAAUUUUGCAUAUCAUGAUUACUUAAAUAUGUUUUUUAUUCAAUUGCAAUCCCUUCAAUUUAAAAAGCAGGAAUAUUUCUAAAGGUUCACUCCGCAAUUAUUUUGUUUUUUAAAUGUCUCUUUCAAUGUUUGUACAUUUUUAUCUGUUUUGAUCUGACUUUUUGUGGUAUUAUUGAAUAUAUUAUGCACAUUUAUUUUUUUCAUUUUCUGAAAUAUUUGUUGAUGAUAUAAUUUUUCGACAUCAGUAUUUUAUUUAUUUUGGCACGGUUUCUUUCCUUUUUUUUUUUGCAUUUAUAUAUCAAUUAUACAUAUAUAUUAAUGGCUAUGUGCCUUUCUGCGUAAAGGCUCAAGCCUAGUGACAUAAUUUUUGUCUUGACAACUUGCAGCUAGAUUGGCCGUGAUGUCAAAGCAUUUUGCCUGUAAAAUGCUUGUUGAAAAAGAUAUAACCAGAGUAAUGAUGAAAGUGUCUUGCAUUUGUAUUUCCUAGUAAGCUUCUUAGGAUCAUCGUUGAAUGUUUAUAAUUUAUAGAUUUGUAUGUACUUGAGUCUGAAGUGAAAUUAUUGUUAUCUAGAACAUUCUGUUACACAAUUUUUUUAAACUAAAACAAAAAUUUAACAAUUUGUUAAACCAAAUAAAAAAUAAAAAAAUCAUGUAUGAUCAGAAUUUUAUAAUUUUGUCUUAUUGAUUACUUACAGUAUUGAUUAUCAACAG
Messenger RNA from Uloborus diversus, 3941 nucleotides. RefSeq names its product 5'-AMP-activated protein kinase subunit beta-2-like. NCBI's taxonomy places the organism in Eukaryota, Metazoa, Arthropoda, Arachnida, Araneae, Uloboridae. The record is from RefSeq and is a predicted model, not a curated record. Gene Ontology annotation, biological process: signal transduction. Gene Ontology annotation, cellular component: cytoplasm; nucleus; nucleotide-activated protein kinase complex. Gene Ontology annotation, molecular function: protein kinase binding.